AUAGAAUGCCGCUUGCACUUGGGAUCCACUAUGCGAUGGGCGUCAGCGCUUAUCGCCUCCAGCUGUCGCUUCAAACUCAACGACCUUGAGUUUAACUUGUGUCCCCUGCUCAACAAACCUGGGACUGAAUUAGAUAUUUCUUUUUCCCAGCUUACGCCGCCGACAAAUACUUCUUAUCGCUAUACGUUGGGUUUGGGAACGCCUAUACAGCGCGAUGUAACACUGCCAGCAGACUUGCAGUGUGAGGAAGGCACAUACCUGUGCUUGGUUGUCCUCAAUACUCGGCCAAACCAUCCAUCCGAACCAGCAAGAUACCUUCAGGUGGUACCCAUUGCAACGACAACCAGUUUAAAUCCCAAAGCCAAACUACUUGAGAAAGCUCUUCCGGGCGAUCUUCAUGAGCCGAUGCAACUCACCCUUCAUGGUGGGCUGUACAACGGACUAUCGCAGAAAGCUGCAUUUAUCUUCCACUGUGACCAUGCGAUAGAAGAGCCAUCGUCUCCUCAAUUUUCCUGGCAAUUCAAUGGAACACACACGUUCUCCUGGAGGACUUCACAUGCAUGUCCUCUCAAUUUCCCGCACGGCUCUCCCAGCCAGCCUAUCGAGGACCAACCUGAUCCUGAUCCGCCAGCACGACCUCCUCCCGAUCCAGAUGCCGACAACCCACCGCAUCGAGGAUCUUCCCAUCUGGCACUGUUUUACGUCCUCAUGUGUGCUUCUGUUAUAUACAUACUCCUACGCUACAUUUUACCCAGCCAUUCCCGCUCAAGACACAUCUCCUCUUUCCAAUCAUUCAUGACGUUGCGUCGAGGGAGGAGGAAACCCGCAAAGAGUUUCAGGCCUCCCGCCGAGAGUCUCGUUCAGUGGGCCGAGGAAGAACAGCUUGAUGACUACGAAAUCGAUGAUAGCACACCUCUGACGCCUACUUUCAAAAGAGCAUUCACCGCAUCUAGUCAAUACGGUAGUGCAGGAUAG
Messenger RNA from Mycena indigotica, 975 nucleotides. RefSeq names its product Autophagy-related protein 27. The record is from RefSeq and is a predicted model, not a curated record. Lineage: Eukaryota; Fungi; Basidiomycota; Agaricomycetes; Agaricales; Mycenaceae. The transcript has 4 exons. The coding region runs from base 31 to 975 and encodes 314 amino acids.